Messenger RNA from Cynoglossus semilaevis (tongue sole), 4558 nucleotides. RefSeq names its product casein kinase 1, delta a (gene csnk1da). Gene Ontology annotation, molecular function: ATP binding; protein kinase activity. Gene Ontology annotation, biological process: protein phosphorylation. NCBI's taxonomy places the organism in Eukaryota, Metazoa, Chordata, Actinopteri, Pleuronectiformes, Cynoglossidae. The record is from RefSeq and is a predicted model, not a curated record. Bases 634 to 1851 code for a protein of 405 amino acids. The transcript is spliced from 10 exons.
GGGUUAAAAUCAAGUACUCGUCGUUCGGAUUUAACAUCUUUGCAGGGGUCUAAGGAAACAACCGAAAUGGUUUAGAAUCAUCUCAUACAUAUAAAAACAUGUGCCAUUUUUUAAUUUUUUAGUGCACGUGAGAUAUCGAACUUAUCGACAGCGCUAAAUGGCGGUGAGUCUUCGCUGAAACGUUCUCUGAUAUGCGUAAACCAUCCCGGAAAUGACGCCAGAGACACAGCAGAUGAUCAGGAUCUUCACAGAGAAUCAGUGGAAACAGAGAGAGGGGUGAAAGUCUCAGUUGAAUCUCCAACCUCUGCCCUUAAAAUCCGUCUUCAUCCGUGGACACGGACGCUUUUUUCACAUCGAAAUCAACGAGAGCAUAAAGUACACACUCUCAGCUUCACGACAAGUGCUGUAUUGUCACUGUGUGAUGUUUGUAGUAUUUUAAAACAAGUGGCGAAAGAUUGCUGGAACCAAAGAUACCCGGAGGCAACACAGAGAGAACAUUUCUUCGCUGGAAAAUAUCUGUGUGAAAUUGGUUUUCGUGUUCUGCAUUCAAACGCACUUUGGACAUAACCUCUGAACAUUAUUUUUACAAUUUGGAGCUAGCGAGUGCGCUUGCUAGCAGAGAACAGCUUAACCAUGGAGUUGAGAGUAGGAAACCGAUACAGACUGGGAAGGAAAAUUGGAAGUGGAUCAUUUGGAGACAUAUACCUAGGUACUGACAUCUCUGUCGGAGAGGAGGUGGCCAUCAAACUGGAAUGUGUGAAGACCAAACACCCACAGCUCCACAUUGAGAGCAAAAUCUAUAAGAUGAUGCAGGGUGGAGUGGGAAUCCCAACAAUAAAGUGGUGCGGGGCUGAGGGAGACUACAACGUGAUGGUGAUGGAGCUGCUGGGUCCCAGCCUGGAAGAUCUGUUCAACUUCUGUUCUCGCAAGUUCAGCCUGAAGACAGUCCUGCUGCUGGCUGAUCAGAUGAUCAGCCGUAUCGAGUACAUCCACUCCAAGAACUUCAUCCACAGGGACGUAAAGCCUGACAACUUCCUGAUGGGUCUGGGUAAGAAGGGAAACCUGGUCUACAUCAUUGACUUUGGUCUGGCCAAGAAAUACCGCGACGCCCGCACGCACCAGCACAUCCCCUACCGCGAGAACAAGAACCUGACCGGCACCGCCCGCUACGCAUCCAUCAACACACACCUGGGCAUCGAACAGUCCAGAAGGGACGACCUGGAGUCUCUGGGUUAUGUCUUGAUGUAUUUCAACCUGGGCUCUCUGCCCUGGCAAGGCCUCAAGGCGGCCACCAAACGACAGAAGUACGAACGGAUCAGUGAGAAGAAGAUGUCCACUCCUAUCGAGGUCCUCUGUAAAGGCUACCCCUCCGAGUUUGCCACAUACUUGAACUUCUGCCGCUCGCUGCGGUUCGACGACAAACCCGAUUACUCCUACCUACGCCAGCUCUUCAGGAACCUCUUCCACAGACAGGGCUUCUCCUACGACUACGUCUUCGACUGGAACAUGCUCAAAUUUGGCGCCAACCGGGCUGCGGAGGACGCGGAGCGGGAGCGCCGGGAGCGAGAAGAGAGGAUGAGACACAGCAGGAACCCUGCAGCCAGAGGAAUGGCAUCAGCCUCAGGGAGAGCCAGGGCGCCUCAGGACGUCACCGCCCCCUCCCCACUCAACCCCACAUCACACACAGGUUUGGAGAAAGAGAGGAAAGUGAGCAUGCGUCUCCAUCGAGGAGCUCCCGUGAACAUCUCGUCCUCGGACCUGACAGGACGUCAGGACACUUCCCGCAUGUCCACCUCACAGGCUCUGUCCCGGGUCACGCCCAGCGGCCUCCAGUCUGCAGCGCCACGGUGAAGUUCUGCCGUUCCCUGCACCAUGGAGGCCUCGACACACAGCACACAUUCACACAUACAAACACACACAGUCAACAACACACAAACACACUCACACACACAUGGAUAAACAAACAAACACACACACACUGGACUCUUGAGUGAUUCGAUGGAUUAUCAACCGAUGUCCAAGAGUCCGGCUGCACUUCCUUUGACACGCAGUCUCACCACUAGGGGUGUGUAUGAGUGUGUGUGAUAGAGAGAUGGGGGGGGCAGGGUGGGUGGAGUCAGUCUGGUGGCAGAGUGAGGCCACAGCCUCCUUUCUUCUUCCUUUUCUUUUGACUUGAAGAUGUGGAGCCCCCACCACCCACGCCCCCUCCUGGAUGUUGAUGAGGCCAUGGGUCGGGGUCUUUUUUUUCUUAUUUUUAUUUCUGUCAUUGUUCAUUGUUUGUUUCUCCGUUUUUUUAAGACGUUGAUUUUACCUGUUUUUAUCCGUUGUGACUAAACUCCGUCUCCACUGAUGACGUGGAACAAGGAGAGCGAUGAGUUAAAAAGAAAAAAAAGAGAAAAAAAAAGAGACGGCUUGUGGGACUUUUUAAAUUCUUAAUCUGUGGAGGCGCUCGAACCAUCGCAGCGUUGUUGAAGCACAGUGCCUACGCUCUAUGUCUGUCCCCCCUCCUCGAAAAGACUUCUUUAUUACCACAAGUAAUGUUUUUCUUUUUUUUUAGUUUUUAUUUUAGUUGUUAGGGCUUUAAAUUCUAGACUAGGGGGCGCCCAACGUUGGUUUUAAGGAGGGGACACAAAAUCCUGUUCACGUGUUUUUUCUACAGCUGAUCCCAGAGUGUGAGUGUUUCGUCCUCAGGUGCGUGGGAACCAGGCAGCACGUGCGACAGUGUUCUGACGACGGCGCUCUGCCCGUCAGUGAAAAAAAAAAAGCUGUGAAUGCCGCGAGCGUGACGUAGUUUGACCGUCUGUGUGGAUGAGGUGACGUUUUUGUGCUCGGUGACGUGGGGUUGUUUCUGUGUGUGUUUCUGUCGUAGGAUCGUCUGAGCUUCGAGAGGUGUGUUUUCCCAUGAUGCGCGUGUGCGCUUUACUUUAAUGCAUAAACACAGGUAUGCAUACAUACAUACAUACAUACACUAUAUGUACAAAAAAUAUUGUCUCUUCCAAUGUAGUACGUUUCGCUGCAGUUUCCACUUUUCCACAAGACUAGGACAGAGUUGUCAGUUUGCAUGAUUGUUUUGGAGAUGGUCCAGGGGAAGGUCCACAGACCCAACAUUUGGCCACACAUUUAAGCUAAGUCCGUAUUGGGUUUUGUGCUGAUACAGUUUUUGACGGUCGCACAAAAGAGUCGGUGACACGUUCUCAAACGACCCAGGUGAAAAUGAUGUCCACAAGUAACACGACGGGGGCGGGGGGAGGGGGGGAUGGACACAUGUAAAUAUAUUUAAAUCUGGAAUCUUUACAGAGGCCCAGAGGGGUGACUGAUGAUGAUGAUGAUGAUGAUGAUGAUGAUGAAUCCACCCUGGAUGCCUGUGUCAAUUCUUAAUAGUUUGAUUGGCUGUGCAGUUCCGAGCAGUUCCACUAGGUGUCUCUCAUUGCAAAAUUAGUAAAUACAGUAAAUCAAUGAUAUUUUUCUUUUCUUUUUUUUGUAAAAAGUAACUCAGCACACAAGCAUCCAGUGUGGAUCCAGCCUGACUGUCCUGGGCAUGGUAUUGAUUAUUGAUUGAUGAUUGAUCGGUGUCUGUAGGCCAGACAGCACACCAUAGAAGAAGAAAAAUACACAAAGUUAAAUGUGACGUCAGGUUCACUCAGCAGAGUUAUUUCUUACCUCCAUAGCAUCAACAAUACCAAAGGUCAAAGGUCAACAGCAGAUCUAAUGAACAUCAAAGUUUGAAUAAUUGGUCUAUAAUCAUUAUCAUUAUUCCAGUCGACUGUUAAUAUUGUCUGCGUCAACUCUGUGACUGUAACACGGUGCUGGGUUUAGAAGUGAUGUCUUCAGAAUCACAGCCUGGUCCAGGAGCAGAACCUGACCCUGACCCUGCAGUGACCCUGACGUAACUCUGCUGUGAAGAGGAACCUUGAUUUGAACAGUCAAUCAAUCCAACGUGAGCGCCAUGAAACUUGCAGAGAUGUUUUAAGUAGAACUUUCUUGGUCUGGUAGACUAGGUCCAGACUGUUGUAGGCCGUUCUGUGUAGUUAAGGGGGGAGUGAGGGGGAGGGGGUGGUAGUGCUAUUUUCUACAUGUUUGUUCUUUGGUCAUUUAUGGGACGUGCCUACUCUGUCGACCACGUCCAAACGAGCUGCUGUUCAGUUUGUGUGGACAGGGGGCGACAGUGUAUGAUGGACUGGGGUCGGACUUCCUGCCCAGGCAGCUUUUCUUUUUCUUUUUUUCUUUUUAAUCCUCUUCACUGGUGGACUCGUUAAACCAACCAAAAAAAAAAUAGAAAUAACUUAUUUGUCUCACUGAUAAAUGCAACUUUUCAUGGGAUUUAACAGUCUGGUCUUUUAUUUGGUUUGUGUUUUUUUUUUUUUUUCUCCACCAACUGUGCAAUUUGUUUUUAACCGUGCAGCGGAGACGCUCACUCAUAUCUCACAAAGCGUCUCUCGGCUGAGGAUCAUGGGUAAUUCUCGUCUUUCCACUCCCACUUUAUGAAUUUUGCUCCUCACUUGUAAUACCACUGUAUUUGUGUAUUUUAAAACUGUAAAUAAAUUAAUAAGUACUUGUA